Laetiporus sulphureus 93-53 is the source of this 2277-nucleotide messenger RNA. RefSeq names its product heat shock protein. Gene Ontology annotation, molecular function: misfolded protein binding; ATP-dependent protein folding chaperone; heat shock protein binding. Gene Ontology annotation, biological process: protein refolding; cellular response to unfolded protein. Bases 30 to 2039 code for a protein of 669 amino acids. The transcript has 8 exons. NCBI's taxonomy places the organism in Eukaryota, Fungi, Basidiomycota, Agaricomycetes, Polyporales, Laetiporaceae. The record is from RefSeq and is a predicted model, not a curated record. Gene Ontology annotation, cellular component: mitochondrion; cytoplasm.
ACACCCCUUCUCCUUCAAUCUCCCUCACCAUGUUCGCCGCCGCUCAUUCUCUUCGCUGUGUUUCCCGCAAUGGCAGAUACUCCGGUCUCACGCGGUCGAUGAUCGCGAGGAACAUGAACUCCAAAGUCAGCGGCCCCGUGAUCGGUAUUGAUUUGGGUACAACCAACUCUUGCGUUGCCGUUAUGGAGGGGAAGACUCCGCGUGUGAUUGAGAACUCGGAGGGUGUGCGGACAACACCAUCCGUCGUCGCGUUCAAGCAGGGGGAGCGGUUGGUUGGUCUGCCGGCAAAACGCCAGGCUGUCGUGAACUCGCAAAACACGGUGUUCGCGUUCAAACGUCUCAUAGGUCGUCAGUUCAGCGACCCAGAGGUCAAGAAGGAUAUGGAGCACUGGCCAUUCAAGGUUGUAGCUAAAUCCGAUGGCCGGCCAGCGGUGGAGGUCGAUACUGGUGGCAAAAGGCAACUCUUCUCCGCGGAGGAGUUGUCAUCCGUUGUGCUUGCGAAGAUGCGUGAGACUGCACAGCAGUACCUCAAUAAAAAAGUCGAGCAUGCCGUCAUCACUGUUCCCGCGUACUUCAAUGACGCUCAACGACAAGCAACCAAGGAUGCCGGCCAGAUUGCUGGUCUCGAUGUGCUGCGUGUGAUUAACGAGCCGACUGCUGCCGCACUUGCAUAUGGUUUGGACCGCGUCGACAACGCUGUUAUUGCUGUCUACGAUCUUGGUGGUGGUACCUUCGACAUCUCGAUCCUUGAGAUGCAAAAGGGCGUCUUUGAGGUCAAAUCGACGAACGGUGAUACUCACCUUGGUGGUGAAGAUUUCGAUAUUGUGCUGGUUCAGCACAUCCUGAAUAACUUCAAGAAGGACUCCGGCAUCGACCUCACCCAGGACCCCAUGGCAAUUCAGCGAGUCCGUGAAGCAGCUGAGAAAGCUAAGAUUGAGCUCUCGUCGACUCAGCAGACGGAGAUCAACCUGCCCUUCAUCACUGCGGAUGCGUCCGGUCCUAAACACAUCAACUUGAAGAUCCUACGGUCGCAAUUCGAGUCGCUUGUGAAACCCCUGAUUGAGCGGACCGUCGACCCGUGCAAGAAGGCCCUGACUGAUGCUGGCGUCAAGGCGAGCGAGGUCCACGAGGUCAUCCUCGUGGGUGGUAUGACGCGUAUGCCUCGUGUUGUCGACACUGUGAAGACGAUCUUUGGUCGCGAGCCCAGCAAGGGCGUCAACCCCGAUGAGGCUGUCGCCAUCGGUGCUGCUAUUCAGGGUGGUGUCUUGGCUGGCCAUGUCACCGAUAUCCUGCUACUCGAUGUCACUCCUCUCUCCCUUGGUAUCGAGACGCAGGGUGGCAUCAUGACGAAGCUUAUCUCGCGCAACACCACCAUCCCGACGAAGAAGACUCAGACCUUUUCGACCGCUGCCGAUGGCCAGUCCGCGAUUGAUGUGAAGGUCUUCCAGGGUGAGCGUGAGCUCGUCAGGGACAACAAACUCCUCGGCAGCUUCAACCUCACCGGUAUUCCUCCCGCACCUAAGGGUGUUCCCCAAAUCGACAUCACCUUCGACAUUGAUGCUGAUGGUAUCGUUCACGUCACCGCCCGUGAUAAGGCUACCAGCAAGGACCAGUCGAUGACGAUCGCGUCGUCGUCCGGUCUCAGCGACAAGGACAUUGAGCGCAUGGUUGCAGAUGCGGAGCAGUAUGCUGAAGCUGACAAGGCAAGGAAGGCUGUCAUUGAGGAGGCUAACAAGGCCGACUCUUUCUGCCAUGAUACCGAGAGGGCUAUCGGCGAGUUUAGGGAGCAGCUCGACAACGCCGAGAAGGAGAAGGUCGAGAAGCUCGUCGCUGAGCUCCGUGAGGUUGCGGCCAAGGGUCAGGCUGGCGACGGCUCCGUGACUGCUGACAGCAUCAGGCAGAAGCUCGACGAGACGCAGCAGGCGUCGCUCGGUCUCUUCCAGAAGGUCUACGAGAAGCGCAACGCUGAGGCCGAGAAUGAGAAGAACGAGAACGAGAAGAGCGAGAACGAGAAGAAGGAUGAGGAGAAGAAGGAUUAAGUUCCCACUCUACCCUCCUCAUACUCUUACCUCUUUGAUCUAUUCCGGUCUCUGACUACAUACGUCCUCCGCUUAUCGCAUUGCUGCCGUCGUUCGUAUCUCGUCCACUUCUGUUGCACCGUGUAUAGAGUACGUAAAAGUAACCUUACGCACUGUCUUACUUUAUGACCACGCCCAUCUGUCUAUUGCAUCAUGUAGUUUGUAUUAUCAGGACAAUAAACCCCAACUCAUUGCACGG